ACCAGCCAGCCAGAGAGGGACAGUGUGUGAGUGUGAGGGUGUGAGGUGCAGAGUCUGUGCUUGUGUUUGUGUGUGUGAGUGUGUAUGUGUGUGACGAGAGAGAGAGAGAGCGAGGCAGUGUAGGAAAAGCCAGGCAGCCGGUGCAGUGUUUUAAAGUGAACGAUACAUUGUGCUCCGCUCCUCUGCCUCUCUUUGGACUAUACCACUAACAGGGACUCACCCCUUUGGACUAUCCCGACUCGUCCUCCUCCUCUUGCCUUUGAAGGGAACACCUGUGUGUGUUGAGUGUGUAUGUGUGCGUGUGUGCGUGUGUGUGUGUGUGUGUUUGUGUCGAGACAGACUUAGCCCAAGUGAUCAGGGCAAUUGGAUGACUUCGGUGGAUGAGGGUUUGGCUGGUGGAAAGAGGGGGAUUGCUGACCAUGGACUCCCCUCACUUGUAAACGGGAGUGGUGAGGAGGACCGGGUUUGUCCGGUCAUCAUGUGCACGCGGGCCUAUCCUGACCCCGUCCCUGAGUGCCAGCUGUUCCCGGGAGAGGUGGAGGAGCCUGAGGAGGAGGUGGCAGACGAGGGCAGGGAGAGGGAAUCAGACAGAGACAGUGCUGUGGAAAGCACCCAAGGGUCAGACACCUCCGACGGGCUGAUCAGACCGGGCGACAAGGAAGACGCACUGGGAGAUCUCUUUUUCCCUGGGGAGAAGUGUGGUCAUACUAGCAUCUCAGUGACCUCUGACCUAUCGACACGUUCCUCGGCUUCUCUGAACGAGGAGCAGUUUGAGGACUACGGGGAGGGGGACGAACCAGACUAUACUCUCAGUAGUCCCUGUCCAGACGACGAGACUCGUACCAACGGAUACUCUGACCUUGGCUCAUCUGUUCCGUCUAGUGCAGGCCAAACUCCUCGUAAGGUGCGUCAGCAUUACACUGGUGAACUGAUGGAUGUCUACUGUUCUCAGUGUAGCAAAAAGGUCAACCUGCUAAAUGACCUGGAGGCCCGCCUCAAAAACCUCAAGGCCAACAGCCCCAACAGGAAAAUCUCCAGCACUGCUUUCGGAAGGCAGCUGCUCCACAACAGCAACUUGAGCAGCAGUAACGGCAGUACGGAGGACCUUUUCCGAGACAGCAUCGACUCCUGUGACAUCGACAUCAAUGAAAAGGUGAGUUUUCUGGAGAAGAAGGUGGCAGAACUGGAGAAUGAGAUUCUGACGAGCAGUGAACUCAAGUCCAGGCUGAAGCAGGACAACACACAACUAGUACACAGGGUUCAUGAGCUGGAGGAGCAGCUGAAAGACCAGGAGACACGAGCAGAACAAAAUCUGCAGGAAGGGCUAAGACGACAUCGAGAGGCCUACAGCAAGAUGGAGAGAGACAUGACCACACAGACAGAGCUGCUGACCAACCGAGUUAAGCAAUUGGAGGACGAGAACAAUGAGAUGACUCUUAACAUGUGCCGACUCAAGUCACAGACAGAGAAACUGGAUGAGGAGAAGCAAAGAAUGACAGACAAGUUGGAGGACACCAGUCUGCGUCUGAAGGAUGAGAUGGACCUCUACAGGAAAAUGAUGGACAAACUGAGACAGAAUAGACUCCAGUUCCAAAAAGAGAAAGAAGCCAUGCAGGAGCUGAUAGAAGACCUGCGUCGAGAGCUGGAACAUUUGCAGCUGUUCAAGCUGGAGACAGAAAGGCCUGGCCGCAGCCGCACCUCCUCCUCCAGCCUGGCGGACUUCAACAGCAGGACCAGGGAGGUGGAGCUAGAGCAUGAGGUCAAGAGACUCAAACAGCGAUUUGUGUCCCAGGACUUUCUUCCCCCUGAAUUCCAGCACCUGGUGUUGUCUGGGGCUUGGCUCCGUCCUGGUCUGAUGGAGAACCAGAAGCUGAGGGAGCAGAACGAUGAGCUGAACGGUCAGAUCCUCAGCCUCAGCCUAUAUGAAGCAAAGAACCUGUUUGCCACGCAGACCAAGGCCCAGUCCCUGGCUGCAGAGAUAGAUAAUGCCUCCAGAGACCAGUUAAUGGAAGCCCUGAAGGAGCAGGAGGAAAUCAACUUGCGUCUGCGACAGUACAUGGACAAAAUCAUCCUGUCCAUCCUGGACCACAACCCCUCCAUCCUGGAGAUCAAAAACUAGCAGUGACUCAACUGGAAUGAGAAUCGUUCUUGAACUCGGAGAAUGAGGAUCAUUCCAGUUGUUUGAUCAGAACCUUAAAACCGAGUUGGGAGUCUGUACAGGAAAGCAGAGAGAGGCAGAGCCUGUCUUGGAAAUGGGGACAUAUAAAUAGACAUACAUCGCCCCCUGCUGUUUGUGGCAGGAAGAGAACUUCUCUUGCAGCGAAGGCUGAGUGUGAUCCUACUCAGAACUAAAGAGCCAGUGAUUGCUGGCUGACUGUAGGUCAUACUACUGUGACUCUUCAACUCGAUCUACCCUGUCUUGUUUUUAUUCUGUCUAUGCUGUGAACUCUAGUUACUGUUACAACUUUGAUCUCACAAGACAAAACUGGUGAUUUCCUCCCAGGAAUAUCCUGCGUUCAUCAUGCUUUAUGAGGAUCGACAAAGUCUCUUGAUGUAGUACACUGGACAUAAUGUUGUCGGGCACAAAAACUGGAACAAUGUCAGAAACCUGACGUGGAUUCUACUGUAUCCUGAUGUAAAAUUAGCUGACAGUUUGGUACGCGGACAGGUUGGCAAGCAGACUGUAAACCUGAGUGAGACAGACAUGAAGGCAGGCCAGUUCACUGUUGCCCGAUCUGUAAACUGCCAGUCUCUUCUCCUCUUUCAUGUAGGUGUUCUCUGAAUGCAUGUGACAUACGUGGACAAGCAGGUGUUAAAAGAAGAGUGAGAUAGGAGGCAGAAGUGGUCAGCGAAAGAAAAGAAGAAGGUCUUAAUUAUAAGCUGAAAACAAACAAACAGCAGUGUUUUCUCUAAAGAGGUGGGGAGUCAGAUGACAAACCAUGGAUGCUAGCAAAGGAGAGUAUUAGUGAAGUCUAUGAGGGUUAAUUGAAGGUGAGGAUUAAUGUUUUUUGUUUAUUCUUGAGAACAUGUCUUCCAGGAACAUUGAAACAGCACUUGCAGUGUCAAUCAGUCCAAUAGUGAAUAUUUUUCACUGAGAAGUGGCCCUUAGGUUGGUUCAGAUGAGUCGCAGAUGAGUGUCACUUUACGGCGCAGAAGCUGCAACCAAGGAGUGUCUUUAAACUGUAACUUCUGUGGCUGCUAUUUGCUAGCAAAGCAAGAGCUGGAAAAGAUGCUCUGUUGCUAGCAAUAGACCCAAUGAUGUUGCACAGAAAUGUAAUGAUAUGAAUGUACAGGAUGUACGGUGGAUUUCCAUCGGAAUGACUGGUAGCCAUUGUAACAUGGUUUUACUGAAUCAUCUCUCUAUGCUCAGUGAAAUCAGCUCAGAUACUGGAUGUGAGCGUCCAUCAAUUUUAGGUGCAAAAGACUGGAUUAGCAAUCUCAUUGAAGCCUACAGGUUGCAGAUUGUAGUUAAUGCCCCGAUGGCUCUCUGAAACUCUAAUACUGUAAAUAUCAUGAAUGUACAACUUGAUAUUUCACUUUCUGUGUGGCCAAAAAGGCUUUUUGAAUUCAAAUCUGUACUUGAUUAAGUUGUAACAUGUGUACAGUAUUCUGUACUGUAAUGAGGAGGUCAUUGUUUUAGAGGGGAAACAAUUGCAAUCUGCUGUGUUAUGUAAUUAUUCUAAACUUGAGUUUUGCUUCCUUGCACAAAAAAAACCUUUUUGUUUCUUUUUGCAUGGUUCACGUUUUCUUCUGUCUGUGCCUUUUUUGAGGACAUUUUUCAAGAUGACGUUGCUAUAGAUUUACACAGUUUUUGGAGGUACAUUCUAUGUCUAUGUCUCACAUAUUUUCUUGACUUGUAAAUGUUGUAAUUAAAUAGUGAUAAUUUGUA
This is a messenger RNA of Seriola dumerili (greater amberjack), 3889 nucleotides long. RefSeq names its product RAB11 family interacting protein 4 (gene rab11fip4b). Gene Ontology annotation, biological process: regulation of cytokinesis; endocytic recycling. The coding region runs from base 368 to 2119 and encodes 583 amino acids. Lineage: Eukaryota; Metazoa; Chordata; Actinopteri; Carangiformes; Carangidae. Gene Ontology annotation, cellular component: midbody; cleavage furrow; recycling endosome membrane. The transcript is spliced from 14 exons. The record is from RefSeq and is a predicted model, not a curated record.